Molecule: messenger RNA, 957 nt
Organism: Aureococcus anophagefferens
Lineage: Eukaryota; Pelagophyceae; Pelagomonadales; Pelagomonadaceae
Exons: 1
Coding region: 1-957 (318 amino acids)
Source: RefSeq, a predicted model, not a curated record
AUGUCGCGGCGCACGAAGUGCGAUCCGGAGAAAGAGACGAGCCAGCUGAUGUACGAGGCGCGCAUGCAGUACGUGACGGGCCACGUCGACGCGUCCGUGUCGACGCAGGACACGUCGAUCUGGACGAUCCAGAUCCCGGAGCACCUCAAGCCGCGGCAGAAGGUGCGCAUGGGCCCCCCGCUCGGCGCCCUCAAGGCCCCCGGCGGCCGGCGGCCGCGGACCGCGCCCGAGGGCUCCGGCGGCGGCUCCGGCGGCGGCCGGGGAAGCAACGGGCGGGGCACGCACUUCGGGAGCAUCGUCCAGCAGGCCAUGUUCGUCAGCGAGGAGCAGCGGAGCGCCAACGCGCUGGCGAAGAGCCUCCGCGCGUCCGGGGGCACGAUCCAGUUGAACUUCGCGUCGCGCGUGCUGCCCCUGGAGCGGCGCCUCGAGAUGAAGCGCGCGGAGAACAAGAUGAAGAUGAUGGCGGAGAUCGCCAAGCAGAAGCGGCGGUCCACCUUCAGCCAGCGCGAAGGCUGCGCGCUCCACUCGUGGAAGCUCACGUACCAGGCCGGCUGCUGGUUCUGGGUCGACCAGGUCACGGGCGCGGCGACGGCCGCGCCGCCGCCGAGCGACCAGGGCUCGGCCCAGGCGACGCUCGCGACGUCGUCCUGGGGGCGGAGCUCCCUCGACUCCGAGUCGGGCGCGGCGACGGGCACGGUCGCCGAGGGCGCCGACGAGUCGGACAGCGACGCGGAGAGCGACUGCGACGACGUCGGCCCCAAGGAGUCGCUCCCGCCCUGCGGCACGGGCCACGUCGUCUACGACUCGACGGAGUUCAACGACUUCAUGAGGCUCCUCGACAAGGAGACGGGCGGCAAGAAGGGCCGGAAGGAGAUCCGCCCCAUGACCGCGCCGGCCCAGAUCAAGCAGGCCCAGCAGGGCUACUCGUCCCGAAAUCGCGGGCCGCUGACGCUCUAG